GCCGCAGCAGGUCUUGUCCAAUCAGAGCGUGUGUGCAAAGUUUAGACGCAUGCUGGUAAAUGUGCAGUGUUUCAAAUCGCUUUGGGGAAACAAAACAACAAAAAAAAUUACCGAAAGCAGACUUCUGUUUGGAUUUAUGUUUAAACUUACUGGGAGUUUUUAAAUUCACUGGACGAAGAGCUAGAAAACAAGAAGAUGCCUUUUUCAAGAGGAAAGAAGCCGACAGUCAGCAAAAUCCCAAAGCUCCACAUUAAAAGCUCAGAGAAUGUGGAGGAUGGCCCUCAUGUCAAGCGAUCAUCCUCUCCUCCUCAAGGGGCUCCUAGGAAGAGAACUGCUUUUAUAGACAUCACUAAUGCUGUGUCUCAGUGUUUUGUGACGCUUCAGUACAGUGCUGAUGAUGAUGAUGAUGUCAGGCGAGCUCACAAGGUUGAGUUUAGCAAUCCUAUCAAAAAGAAAGAUCCAACCAAGAAGGUGCAAAAGAAGACCUCUGUGGCCACCAAGAAUGAAGCCAACCGAAAAAAGUCGGCCUCGGUCACUUCUGAGAGUCCGUGUGAGGAGCAGGAGAAGGACAAAUCCCCAGUAGAGAAACUGGAGGAGCCCCUUCCCAAAGCUCCGCUUCCUGCACACCUUCUGCCUCCACAGAUACCCCCAGAGUUUGACAUUGAUUCAGAUGCUUCGAAUGACCACACACAGACACCUGAAUAUGCCAAAGACAUUUUUGAUUACCUGAAGAAAAGAGAGGAGAAAUUUGUGCUGCACGACUACAUGGACAGUCAGCCGAGCCUGAACCCGAACAUGAGGGCAAUUUUAGUGGACUGGCUGGUCGAGGUCCAGGAGAAUUUUGAAUUGAAUCAUGAGACGCUGUACCUGGCCGUGAAGAUGACUGAUCAUUAUCUGGCUGUGGCUCCGGCCAGCAGGGAGUCGCUUCAGCUCAUCGGCUCCACAGCCAUGCUGCUCGCCUGCAAGUUUGAGGAGCGGCUCCCACCUUGUGUUGAUGACUUCCUGUAUAUAUGUGAUGAUGCGUACAAACGCUCUCAGCUCAUCGCCAUGGAAACGAGAAUCCUACAGGCUCUGAAAUUCGAACUCAAUAUUCCUGUUGCCUAUCGAUUCUUACGAAGAUAUGCCAAGUGUGUGAACGCCGGUAUGGACACGCUGACGCUGGCCCGGUUUGUGUGUGAGCUCAGUCUGCUGGAGAUGCAGUUUGUCCCCGUACGAGCGUCUCUGCUGGCUUCCGCUUGUCUGCUCAUCGCCCUAGUAACCAAGGACCUGGGGGGAUGGACGCCGUCUCUGCAGUUCCACUCGGGCUACAGUGUGGAGGAUCUGGCGCCCGUGGCUCGAGAGCUCCAGCACAUGCUGGACAGUCCGUCAGACAGCAAGCUCGCGACUGUCCGCAGCAAAUACUCUCACAAGGUUUUCUUUGAAGUCGCUUUGAUGCCUACUGUGAGCUCGGAGAAGCUCGAGAGGUUUCUGAAGUGAGCUGAAGAGAUCAUCUGUAAUCUAUAACCUAUGUAAAUAUUUGUAGUUUAUAUUACAUAUCUCCUCAUGUAAUAAAAUAAAGUGUUCUGUAAUGCAUGUGGUUAAUAAGCGAGCAUGUUUGUUUGAGAGUUUCCUUAGUGCAGUUUUAGAGAGUUGAAAACAAUAGAACCUCGAUGUAAUAAAACAUACGAAGAUGUUGUUAAAAGUGUUACGCUGUAUUUUAUUAAUAAUAUUUCUAGGUUGUUGAUCGGUGUUUUAAAAGAAGUGUUCAAGUGCUGUUCUUAAAAUGCGUGUUUUCCGUAUUUGAACCAUGUUAUUAAGCCAUGUAAAUGUAUUUCUGUAAAUAUUAUAAUAAUUUUUUUGCUCACUAUUAUAACAACUUUAUUAUGUGUUGGUUGUAAUAUUUCAAUUUUUAGUCAUUGUAUUUGAUUAAAACGAAUAAUAUAUCUUUA
Molecule: messenger RNA, 1928 nt
Organism: Pangasianodon hypophthalmus (striped catfish)
Lineage: Eukaryota; Metazoa; Chordata; Actinopteri; Siluriformes; Pangasiidae
Gene: ccnb3
Product: cyclin B3
Exons: 13
Coding region: 196-1476 (426 amino acids)
Biological process (GO): mitotic cell cycle phase transition; regulation of cyclin-dependent protein serine/threonine kinase activity
Cellular component (GO): centrosome; nucleus; cyclin-dependent protein kinase holoenzyme complex
Molecular function (GO): cyclin-dependent protein serine/threonine kinase regulator activity
Source: RefSeq, a predicted model, not a curated record